Molecule: messenger RNA, 303 nt
Organism: Protopolystoma xenopodis
Lineage: Eukaryota; Metazoa; Platyhelminthes; Monogenea; Polystomatidea; Polystomatidae
Source: the annotation of a GenBank genome assembly
AUGGCAUUGGCGUCUAGGCCGGUAGGCAUGUCAGAGAAGACCAUUUCGCUCAUCCACGAGCCUGACACGGGUUCGUCAUGCUGGCCGGGCCGAAAUCGGCUGAGGAGUGCACACUUCAAAGUCUGCCGCCAGUUAAUAAAUCAUCUGAUCAGAGUCAUUCUGGCGAGGGCUCAUGCCGGCCAAACCACCUAUCGCCUGACGACCGACCGUCCAGGUUCCCUGUGCUUUGCUCUGUUUACGGGCCUUGCAUCAUACCUUGCGUUCCCACCCCUCGACUCUGACACAGUACCAAAACCCAUAUAA